This is a messenger RNA of Penicillium brasilianum, 2369 nucleotides long. The record is from the annotation of a GenBank genome assembly. NCBI's taxonomy places the organism in Eukaryota, Fungi, Ascomycota, Eurotiomycetes, Eurotiales, Aspergillaceae.
GUCCGAUCCAAACGCCGAUGGUAGUGAAUGGGAACAGUAUUCAGCAUCCACACACAUUGCCAGCGCCAGAGUGAAGAAAUGUUACCUUUUCCGUUCUCACUUAAGCAAAAUCUCUUUUUAUCUCCUGAUGCUCACUCUUCUUAACUUGUUGUACAAAACAUACACGCCCACUCCGUAAUCUUGGCACAACGCCUCGUCGGCCUCCACGCGAUCAAAGAUAGCCCGUGCAUAUCGACAUAAGAACCAAUUCCAGAGCCAAAACCAUACUGGGACGCGUUGCUGCACAUCAUUACGCGCUUUUCCAUUGGGAUUAGCGGCAAUGGCAUCGCAGCCAGUCUUGCCCGGGAAAUCCUCAACACCUCCAUUGAAAUCACUUUCUGAAUUUAAGGAAGCCCCUAAUCGGAUUCUGCCUGAGAAACCAAACACGUCUCUGCUCAGGCCAAGGGAAUCUCGCCCCAGUGACAGAAGCAGUCCAAGUUCGCCAAUUGUCGCUUCGCCGAGUGGAGAUGUGAUUCUCAAGUACACUAAGCUAUCCUCAGGAGAAAGCUACUACUGGAAAGUGGACAGUCGAAUGCUCAGGGAGAAUAGUCCCUAUUUUCGAGUUCGCCUGGACCCUACCAAUAACUUCAUCGAGGGCCAACUGCUUGCACAACAGCUAGCAGAAUCCUCGGGAUCAGGCUCCCUCCCCAUCGUGGUUAUUCCCGCAACACCUUUGACUGAACUGUACGGUGUUGAUGCUAUGGAGCUAUUCUUGCAGAUUCUAUGCUUCGAGUCUCUGGCAUCCGAUGAGAAUUUCGACGAGGAUGAAGGUCUGGAGAAUGUGUUUACUUUCAACCUCAAAGCUCAACCUCUAUCUCUGAUUGCUAGAUUGGUUGAGAUUGCCGACUAUUACAACUCCCCGCUGCCUGUUCUUGAUGCCCUCCGCCGUAUGGAUUACUCUCUGGGCAAGGGCAGAUCACGACUUCACAAGUUCAGCGAGUCAACCUUGAAGAUGAGUGAAGAUCGGAUCCGGCAGGCGAUUGUUGUUGCGGACUUCCUAAAUCAGGAAUCUGUCGCGAAGAUUAUGACGCACGCGUUGCUGAUAGCCGGCUCCAAGCGCUGGGUUCACUCACCAGACGUACCAGAGGGUCCAUAUUUUCGUUGGCAGUACUUGGCGAAUGGAUUAGAGGAGGAGCUCUAUUACCGACGACAGUGUGUCUUGAACACGAUUACCGACCUCCAAGCAUAUUUUCUUCGCAAAUACGGUGCACUGGAAAGUAACGAGCCCAUGCCUGUCCCCUCUGGAGCCGUGCAACAUCAUACACCCUCACAGCACCGUGUUUACCAGUGCCGAGCUGGACUUGGCAAUGCAAGCCAGUGCGAUCUAUUUCAUUUGGGCCAGAUGACUCGUUUCUUCGCGCUGCGGGCCAAGUCAAUCUUCAUAGGAUCUACUCUAAUUGAUCCCGAGUUUAGUCCUCCUGGCGCCGAAGAUGAGCAUGACGGCAAGGAACAGCCCUCAAUAGGCCCCGACCUCGCCUCCCUCAUCGUCUCACUGAAAAAAUACCCUGAUUAUCAGAUUGAUCUCCAUCAUCAGGCUUGUGGUGUAAAGCGUCGGUUACUUCCGAUCCUUGAUGGCAUUGAGAAGUUUCUGAUGGACGGGCGUGGCAUGCUAGGCCUUGUGCCGUCGCACUGGGAUCAGCUAGAGAAUCGCCAACGGCUGCAGUGGCAAUCCGAGACCUUGUUUGCUGAGGAAAUACAUAUCGUACUCAACCAGAUAUCCUACGUGCAUAUCGGACCCCAAGGCGCCAUCGCUGUCAAAAGCGGUUCUCACAGCACCAGAUCACUCAGCCAGGAGGACCAUGCAAGGGCAUUGUUUACUGCCAAGAAGCGGAAGUGGGAGCCAGAAACGUUUUGAUUACUUGGCUCUUGUCGGGUGAUCACAGAACGCGUCGUUAUUACAUAUUCCCAUUCCCUGGCCCAUCUUCUCUCGUUGCGAUUUCCUUCGGUACUAUGACUCGACUAUGACGGUUUGUCGGCAGAGACCAAUGCUGGAACCGAGAAGACGGGGUCUAGACUUUGGAGUUCCAGAUUGCUUGUACAUGCAGAAUUGGACGUGGGUCUGUCUCCUAGAACAGAUGAUGCGCUUGGCUAGCAGGUUGAGAUACUGGCUGAACGUUUGAAUGUACUCGGCAUGACUUUUAUGAUAGACGGAAUGUAAAAUAUUGAGGUCUGUGUACAGAUUCGAGUAACAACUUGAGGAAAACAGUACGGCCCUCAUCAUAGGGACCAGAGAAAACAAAAACUUUUGCCUGUUUGUCCUGAGUCUAUGAGAAUUUUCAUGUAUGAGAUAAAAGUUAGGAAUCAAACAGGAAGAAGCAGCGCAAGUUCAG